AUGUCCAGCUCUCUCGUACAAUCUCUCCUCGGAGCGGUUUUUCCAACCUCCGAUCUUGAGGCUAUUGAUUCACCAAUCAAGCCUUUCUCUCACAUCACCGUCAAACCUGAUCUAAUUCCAGGUUAUAGAGACUCAUAUGUCGCAUUGGCUGCUCCAGUUAUUGCAUAUUGGACUUAUUCCAUUUUCUUUCAUAUUGUUGAUGAAUACAAACUACUUGAAAAAUACAGAAUCCAUCCUUCCGAAGAACAACUCUCCAAAAAUAGAGUCACCCAGGCCGUCGUUCUAAGGGAUGUGUUAUUUCAACAUUUUAUUCAAUCUUUAACUGGUUACUACGUUGCUAAAUUCGACCCUAUCUUCACAACCGGUUACGAAAACGCUUAUCUUUGGCAAAUCAGGCAAUCGCUUCCCGGAUUUAUUCCAACGGUACUAAUUUAUGCUGGUUACUGGUACUUUUCCUCGCUAGCUAAAAUCGUGGUUGCAUUCGUCAUUAUCGAUACAUGGCAAUUCUUCCUACAUAAAACAAUGCAUGAAAAUAAAUGGCUUUAUAGACAUUUCCAUGCUCGUCACCAUCAACUCUAUGUCCCUUAUGCAUUUGGCGCAUUGUUCAAUAACCCAGUGGAAGGCUUCUUACUCGAUACUUGCGGUACCGGUUUGGCUGCAAUCUCUUUGGGGCUAUCUCCAAGAGAAACCAUUUUCCUUUACACCUUCUCAACCUUAAAAACCGUCGAUGAUCAUUGUGGCUACCAAUUACCUUGGGAUCUCUUCCAGUAUGUUUUCCCAAACAACUCCAUUUAUCAUGACAUCCAUCAUCAAAUGUUUGGAAUCAAAUAUAACUUCUCCCAACCUUUCUUUGUUGUUUGGGACAGAUGGUUCAACACAACCUAUCAUGAUAUUGAUAACUACAAAAACAAGCAGCAGGAAAUCACCGUUGCUAAGUACAGACAGUUCUUAAAGGAAAGAAAGGAAAGAAAUAAGAAAGAGUAA
Pichia kudriavzevii is the source of this 984-nucleotide messenger RNA. RefSeq lists its product as uncharacterized. Gene Ontology annotation, molecular function: iron ion binding; oxidoreductase activity. The coding region runs from base 1 to 984 and encodes 327 amino acids. The record is from RefSeq and is a predicted model, not a curated record. Gene Ontology annotation, biological process: lipid biosynthetic process. The transcript has a single exon. NCBI's taxonomy places the organism in Eukaryota, Fungi, Ascomycota, Pichiomycetes, Pichiales, Pichiaceae.